ACAUGUCAAAGAGUCGCAUUUUCCUGAGGUGCGGUACCAUUGUCGAUUGGCGCCUGGAUCUCGCAGCAUAACUCAGCUUCAAAUUGUAUAAAUGACCAUAUGAUUGCCCUCCAGCCAUCGAGAUGCUUUCCCCGCUUGACACGCAUACCGUGACCAGCGUUUUGUGUGUGCUCAACCCUCAACCCUUCCAUCCACCAUGCGAUUUUCGUCCACGGUAUUGAUCGCCGGCCUCGCUGCUGCGAGUGUUGAUGCGCGGAGCGUGAUUCCCGUCGACAAGCGGGCAACGCCUACUCUUUACCUUGCCGGUGACAGCACUACGGCCAAGACCGGGGGUCUUCUCAUGGGAUGGGGUGAAUACCUUCCCCCCCUCCUUAACGGCAUCACCGUUGUCAACAAAGCCGUCCCCGGCCGUUCCGCCCGCUCCUACACCAACGAAGGCCGCUUCACCGAGCUUGCCAACCUGGUUACCGCUGGCGACAUCGUCGUCAUCGAGUUCGGCCACAACGACGGCGGCUCUCCUAGGUCGGCUUCCGACAACGGCCGCUCCGACUGUCCCGGCACCGGCUCCGAAGUUUGUGUCUCAGGUAAAACGGGCGAAAAGGUUUACACGUUCAAUCACUACGUCGAAACCGCCGCUAAGGCGAUCAUUGCCAAGGGCGCCUCUGUCAUCUUCAGCUCCCAGACACCUAACAACCUGUGGGAGGGAGGCAGUUAUGGCGGGUAUGGAACCCCCGUGAGGUUCGUGGGGUAUGCAAGCCUCGCGGCGAAGAAUCUUGCAGGGACGGGGAAAGCCAGCUUCGUGGAUCACUAUCAGGCUGUGGCGAAUAUGUAUUUGAAGCUGGGGAACGCGAAGACGAACAGCCUGUAUCCCAGCGAUCAUACGCAUACCAGCCCGGAGGGAGCGGAUCUCGUGGCCAAGGCGUUUGCGCAGGCGGUCAAGUUGGCUUGGAAUGGGACGACGCCGUUGAAGGGAUAUUUGAAGGCGGGGAAUCCUAAUGUUUUCUAAAGAAGGAGAGGUGAGCUCUAGAAAGCCUGGUUGAUCGAAGUCAUCUUUAAGUUUUUUAAUCUAUUUCCCUGCCGUUACACC
Messenger RNA from Neurospora tetrasperma FGSC 2508, 1087 nucleotides. RefSeq names its product rhamnogalacturonan acetylesterase precursor. The transcript is spliced from 2 exons. Gene Ontology annotation, molecular function: hydrolase activity. The coding region runs from base 197 to 1006 and encodes 269 amino acids. NCBI's taxonomy places the organism in Eukaryota, Fungi, Ascomycota, Sordariomycetes, Sordariales, Sordariaceae. The record is from RefSeq and is a predicted model, not a curated record.